Zerene cesonia (dogface butterfly) is the source of this 784-nucleotide messenger RNA. RefSeq names its product achaete-scute complex protein T3-like (gene Ash1). The coding region runs from base 148 to 726 and encodes 192 amino acids. Gene Ontology annotation, molecular function: RNA polymerase II transcription regulatory region sequence-specific DNA binding; protein dimerization activity; DNA-binding transcription factor activity, RNA polymerase II-specific. The record is from RefSeq and is a predicted model, not a curated record. The transcript has 2 exons. Lineage: Eukaryota; Metazoa; Arthropoda; Insecta; Lepidoptera; Pieridae. Gene Ontology annotation, biological process: developmental process; regulation of transcription by RNA polymerase II.
GAGUGCGCGUGCGAGGCGCGCGCCCCACCUCUGCCUGCGCGCGCGCUACUUAGAGUCGGGGGUGCGAGCCACCUCCGCCAAUCCACCGACAACCUUCGCGGCACGCACACGUGCGCUCGACUCAACUUACACUCGAAUUUUAACGCGAUGCCGAUGGCUACGAUACACGCUUACCAAAAUCUUGGUGUUAAUCAAAAACUUACACAACUUCAAAAUCAGCCGCCCAGACGUCUGGCCCCGGCACCUGAUGCGGGACGGUGCAAGAAGAGAUCGUAUCUGCAUCAGACGUAUCCAGCUCAACCUGCUUCAGUUGCACGCAGGAACGCCAGAGAAAGGAACAGAGUGAAACAAGUAAACAAUGGAUUUGCUGCCCUCCGUCAACACAUUCCAUCAGCUGUUACCGCCGCACUUGCUGGCGGAAGAGGAUCUUCAAGAAAGCUUAGCAAAGUUGACACUUUACGAUUAGCUGUUGAAUACAUUAAAAGUUUAAAACGGUUACUAGAAGAAAGCGAAGAAGGCUGUUCCGAAACGCAAAUGAGUUUAGGAUUAAAUACAAGUGGUCCUCAAACUCCCCCUUCAUCAGAAGAAUCUCACUCACCCGCUCCAUCCCUUUUAUCGGAAAGCUCAGCUAGUGCCAAUUGUCACGAAGUUUAUGAUUCCUACGAGCCCAUGAGUCCUGAAGAUGAAGAGCUUCUAGAUGUUAUAUCAUGGUGGCAACAACAGUGAACUGAGGUACCGAGUUGACGGUGAUCAAAGUGAAGGCAUUAAGCCGCGUAUUGGUUGU